This is a messenger RNA of Mastomys coucha (southern multimammate mouse), 7646 nucleotides long. RefSeq names its product proline rich coiled-coil 2C (gene Prrc2c). The transcript has 36 exons. Lineage: Eukaryota; Metazoa; Chordata; Mammalia; Rodentia; Muridae. Gene Ontology annotation, biological process: cell differentiation. The record is from RefSeq and is a predicted model, not a curated record. Bases 273 to 7646 code for a protein of 2457 amino acids.
UAGGGGCUGGCUAGCCGCCAUCUUGAUUCUUUUUCUCGCUCGCUCUCACCCUCACAAGAGGUAGCGAAAGUGCUUUGGCGGUUUGUACGGCCGUGGCUUGGGCUUUCCGGACCGAGCGGCCCUGCGGACGAUCUCUCGAGGCUCUUUCCCCUCCCCUGCCCCUGAUCCAUACCGGGCGAGCCCCUGGAAGCGCGCAGACUUGGUUCUCACCCUGGCGGACUACUUUUAAGGGGUGUGGCAGGAGGUUUUGGACUAGAUGAGUUUCCACCGAAAUGUCGGAGAAGUCAGGCCAGAGCACAAAAGCAAAGGAUGGGAAGAAGUAUGCGACACUCAGUUUGUUUAAUACUUACAAAGGCAAGUCCUUGGAAACCCAGAAGACUACAGUUGCAGCUCGACAUGGGUUGCAAAGUCUUGGAAAAGUUGGUAUUUCACGGCGGAUGCCCCCACCUGCUAACCUCCCAAGUCUCAAAGCGGAAAACAAAGGCAAUGAUCCUAAUGUGAAUAUUGUGCCUAAAGAUGGUACAGGAUGGGCAUCGAAACAAGAGCAACAUGAAGAAGAAAAAGCACCAGAAGUGUCACCAGCACAGCCCAAAGCUGGGGUCGCAGCUCCCCCAGAAGUAGCACCUGCUCCCAAGUCAUGGGCCAGUAACAAGCAAGGUGGGCAAGGAGAUGGAAUCCAAGUGAAUAGUCAAUUUCAGCAGGAAUUUCCCAGUCUGCAGGCAGCUGGAGAUCAGGAAAAAAAAGAAAAGGAAGCAAAUGAUGAAAACUAUGGACCUGGACCCAGUUUACGCCCACCAAAUGUUGCUUGCUGGAGAGAUGGUGGUAAGUCUGCUGGGUCACCUUCCUCUGAUCAGGAUGAAAAGCAACUUGGCCAGGAUGAAAGCACGUCUAUAACAUCAGAACAAAAUGAUAUUCUCAAAGUGGUGGAAAAGAGGAUAGCUUGUGGUCCUCCACAGGCCAAACUGAAUGGACAGCAGCCUGCGCUUGCUUCUCAGUAUAGAGCUAUGAUGCCUCCAUAUAUGUUUCAGCAAUACCCAAGGAUGGCAUAUCCUCCUCUACAUGGUCCCAUGAGGUUCCCACCUUCUUUAUCAGAAACAAACAAAGGUCUUCGGGGAAGAGGCCCUCCUCCUUCGUGGGCUUCCGAGCCGGAACGCCCAUCCAUCCUUAGUGCAUCAGAACUGAAGGAGCUUGAUAAGUUUGAUAACCUAGAUGCUGAAGCUGAUGAAGGUUGGGCAGGUGCUCAGAUGGAAGUAGACUAUACAGAACAGUUGAAUUUCAGUGAUGAUGACGAGCAAGGAAGUAGUAGUCCUAAAGAGAACAGCAGUGAGGAUCAAACUUCAAAAACACCCGAAAGCACAGAGAACCGAAAAGAAGUAGAUGAAGCUCCUAGCGCCAAAUCACCUCAGAUCCUCACUCAGCCCCCGGCCACAAGAAGUCCUUAUGGGAAGGGGCCACCAGCUAAUCAGUCUUUACAGGAACGUGGCCCAUCAUCACAUUUGCCACCACCUCCCAAGUUGCUUGCACAACAGCAUCCCCCACCUCCGGAUCGACAAAUACCUGGAAGACAAGGCCCCUUUCCCUCCAAGCCUCCAGUACCUGAUAAUGAUGAAAUAUGGAAGCAGAGACGAAAACAGCAGUCUGAAAUAUCUGCAGCAGUGGAGCGUGCUCGUAAACGCCGUGAGGAGGAAGAACGAAGGAUGGAGGAACAGAGGAAGGCAGCGUGCGCAGAGAAAUUGAAACAGCUGGAUGAGAAGCUUGGGAUCAUAGAAAAGCAACCAUCCCCAGAGGAACUUAGAGAAAGGGAGAGAGAGAGGGAGCGGGAGCGGGAGAAAGAACUUGAAAAAGAAAAAGAACAGGAACGGGAGAGGGAGAGGGAGCUUGAGAAAGAGCAGGAAAAGCAGAGAGAAAUGGAGAGGGCAAGACAGCAAGAGAAAGAGUUAGAACAACAGAGAGAAAAGGAACAGGAACUACAAAGGCUAAGAGAACAGGAAAAAGAGGGUGAGCUGAAGGAAAAGGAAAAAGUCGAACCCCAAGAGCCUGUUGUAGAGCCUGCGACAGAAAACCAAGAAAGUGAAAACAACUGUAAGAAAGAAGAAGAACCAGUUUUCACUAGGCAGGACAGCAAUCGCAGUGAAAAGGAGGCCACACAGGUGGUACAAGAAGCAGAACCCGAGUCAGGCUCUCAGCCACGACCUGGCUAUUUCAAACAGUUUCAGAAAUCACUGCCACCACGGUUUCAGCGGCAGCAGGAGCAGAUGAAACAGCAGCAGUGGCAGCAGCAGCAGCAGCAGCAGCAGCAGCAGGGCGUACUUCCCCAGACUGUGCCUUCACAGCCAUCUAAUGGUUCAGUCCCUCCUCCACCGCACAGACCCCUUUACCAGCCAAUGCAACCCCACCCUCAACAUCUGGCUUCUAUGGGUUUUGACCCAAGGUGGCUCAUGAUGCAGUCCUAUAUGGAUCCUCGAAUGAUAUCAGGAAGGCCUGCUAUGGACAUUCCACCCAUUCAUCCUGGAAUGAUUCCUCCAAAGCCAUUAAUCAGAAGAGACCAGAUGGAAGGGUCACCUAAUACCUCUGAGUCAUUUGAGCAUAUAGCUCGAUCUGCAAGAGAUCAUGGAAUUUCGAUUUCUGAACCUCGAAUGAUGUGGGGGUCAGAUCCCUAUCAUGCUGAGUUUCCGGACCAAGGAUACAGAGGCCGAGGUAGAGGCGAGUAUUACUCCAGAGGUCGAAGCUAUAGAGGCUCUUAUGGGGGUCGUGGCAGAGGUGGUAGAGGGCACACACGUGAUUAUCCUCAGUAUAGAGACAAUAAGCCAAGAACAGAACAUGUGCCUUCAGGACCUCUCAGACAACGAGAAGAAAGUGAAACACGAAGUGAGAGUUCUGAUUUUGAGGUUGUUCCUAAAAGAAGGCGACAGAGGGGUUCGGAGACUGACACAGACAGUGAAAUUCAUGAAAGUGCAAGUGACAAGGAUAGUUUAAGCAAAGGGAAACUUCCCAAAAGAGAGGAACGGUCUGAAAACAAAAAGCCCGUCAAGCCCCAGUCUUCUUUUAAAUCUGAAAACCAUGUCCGAAUAGAUAAUAGGCCAUUCGAGAAACCUUACAUAAGAGAUGAGGAUAAAUCUAAGCCAGGUUUCCUUCCCAAAGGGGAGCCUACAAGGCGGGGCAGAGGAGGAACAUUCAGACGAGGUGGAAGAGAUCCUGGAGGCCGGCCAUCUCGUCCUGCUACCUUAAGAAGGCCUGCUUAUCGAGACAAUCAGUGGAACACAAGGCAGGCAGAACCUCCUAAACCUGAAGAUGGAGAGCCACCAAGAAGACAUGAGCAGUUUAUGCCUAUACCUGCAGAUAAACGACCUCCAAAAUUUGAGCGAAAAUUUGACCCAGCUAGAGAGAGGCCCCGAAGGCAGCGUCCUACCCGACCACCAAGGCAAGAUAAGCCUCCUCGAUUUAGACGGCUAAGAGAGAGAGAGGCUGCUUCAAAGACAAAUGAGGUGUUGGUACCCACAAAUGGCACAGUUAAUAAUGCUGUUCAAGAACCAGUUAAUCCACCUGCAGACAUUUCUGGAAAUAAGACACCAGAUUUGUCUAAUCAGAACUCUUCAGAUCAGGCAAAUGAAGAGUGGGAAACAGCCUCUGAAAGCAGUGAUUUUAAUGAAAGGCGAGAGAGGGACGAGAAAAAAAAUGCUGAUAUGAGUUCACAAGCAGUUGUAAAGGCUGGAGAAAGUGUUUUGCCUCCAAAAAGAGAAAUAGCAAAGAGAAGUUUUUCUAGUCAGAGACCUGGAGUUGAUCGCCAGAAUCGUCGUGGCAACAAUGGCCCACCCAAAUCAGGAAGGAAUUUUUCAGGUCCUAGAAAUGAAAGAAGAAAUGGCCCACCGUCAAAAAGUGGGAAGAGAGGGCCAUUUGAUGACCAGGCCUCAGGCACAGCUGGUGUUGACCCUGUCAGUGGUAACAAUGCCCACCACCAAGAAGGUAUACCUAAUGGUGCAGGACAGAAGAAUGCCAAGGAUGCUGCUGGGAAAAAGAGAGAAGAUACCAAACCGGGUCCUAAGAAACCAAAAGAGAAAGUAGAUGCUCUGUCCCAGUUUGAUCUCAACAAUUAUGCAAGUGUUGUUAUCAUUGAUGAUCAUCCAGAAGUAACUGUAAUUGAAGAUCCCCAGUCAAAUUUGAAUGAUGAUGGCUUUACUGAAGUUGUAUCUAAAAAACAGCAAAAGCGGUUACAGGAUGAGGAACGCCGGAAGAAGGAAGAACAAGUCGUACAGGUAUGGAGCAAAAAAAAUAUAGGUGAAAAGGGAAGAAAUCAGACUUCUAAGCUUCCUCCAAGGUUUGCCAAAAAACAAGCUACUGGGACUCAGCAAGUGCAAGCUCCACCCUCUGUGCCAGUUCCAGUCUCUUCCUCAGCUCCAGUCCUGACAUCCACAGCAACUACAGUUCCUGCCUCCACCCCAGCUCCAGUCCCCAUUCUGCCAUCCGCCACCACUCUAGUUGCAGUGUCAACCCCAGCUCCAGUUCCAGCCUCAGCCUCAGCUCCUGUUGCAGCAUCCACUUCAUCUCCAGUCACAGUCUCUUCCUCAUCCCAACCGUCAGUUCCAGCUCCAACUCCUAUCCUGGCCUCAGCCUCAACUUCAGUCUCUGUCCCUAUUCUCACCUCAGCUUCAAUUCCUAUCCUUGCUUCAGCUCUAGCACCAGCUUCAGUUUCUUCUCCAGCCCCAGUAGUCUCAGCUACAGCUGUGCCAUCUAUUUCAACACCAGCUGUCCCGGCCACACCCCCAACAGCUUCAGUUCCACUUGCCCCAGCCUCAGCUGCUUCUACUGCCCCACCCCCGGCAUCGACAGUACAGACGCAGACGCAGACCCACAAACCAGUCCAAAGUCCACUUCCACCCUCAACACCAUCUUCAAAGCAGCCGCCACCUUCGAUUAGAUUACCGUCAGCUCAGACAUCUAAUGGCACAGAUUAUGUAGCCUCUGGGAAGUCCAUGCCCACUUCACAGUCACAUGGCUCUCUAACAACAGCUGAGUUAUGGGAUAACAAAGUGGCUGCUCCAGCUGUGCUGAGUGAUAUUUCUAAAAAAUUAGGUCCUAUUAGUCCACCACAGCCACCUUCAGUCAGUGCAUGGAAUAAGCCCUUAACAUCAUUUGGAUCAGCAACUUCAUCAGAGGGAACAAGAAAUGGUCAAGAGAGUGGUGUUGAAAUUGGAAUUGACACAAUUCAGUUUGGUGCUCCAGCCUCAAACGGGAAUGAAAAUGAGGUGGUUCCUGUGCUUUCAGAGAAACCAACUGAUAAAGUUCCUGAACCUAAAGAGCAGCGUCAGAAACAGCCUCGGGCAGGGCCCAUUAAAGCUCAGAAGCUUCCAGACUUGAGUUUGGUAGAAAACAAAGAACAUAAACCUGGUCCCAUUGGAAAGGAACGAUCAUUAAAAAACAGAAAAGUGAAAGAUGCCCAACAGGUUGAGCCAGAAGGACAAGAGAAACCAAGCACAGCUGUGGUCAGAAGCACAGAUCCUGGUACAGCGAAAGAAACCAAAGCAGUCUCCGAAAUGUCUGCUGAGAUAGGAGCAAUGAUCUCGGUGUCAUCCCCAGAAUAUGGCACUGAUGCAAAGGAGUCUGUAACAGACUACACUACACCUUCCUCUUCUCUGCCUAGCACUGUGACUACUAACAAUGUCAAGAUGGAGGACUCUUUGGUUAAUAAUGUGCCCCUGCCCAACACCCUUCCCCUCCCUAAGAGGGAGACUAUACAACAAAGCUCCAGCCUAACUUCAGUUCCUCCCACUACUUUCAGCCUCACCUUCAAGAUGGAGUCUGCACGGAAGGCAUGGGAAAAUUCUCCAAAUCUAAGGGAAAAGGGGUCCCCAGUAACUUCUGCAGCACCUCCAAUUGUGAGUGGAGUCAGCAGCAGUGCCAGUGGACCAAGCACCGCUAAUUACAGCUCAUUUUCCAGUGCAUCCAUGCCGCAGAUCCCAGUUGCGUCAGUCACUCCUACAGCAUCACUAUCAGGAGCUGGUACUUACACUACCUCUUCGCUGAGUACAAAAUCUACAACCACAUCGGACCCUCCUAAUAUUUGUAAAGUAAAACCCCAACAAUUACAAACCAGCAGCCUACCUUCUGCAAGUCAUUUUUCACAGUUAAGCUGUAUGCCUUCCCUUAUUGCACAGCAGCAGCAGAGUCCACAAGUUUAUGUGUCUCAGUCCGCAGCAGCUCAAAUCCCAGCCUUCUAUAUGGAUACAAGUCAUUUAUUCAAUACCCAGCAUGCACGAUUGGCUCCACCAUCCCUGGCUCAGCAGCAGGGCUUCCAACCUGGUCUCUCACAGCCAACAUCGGUUCAGCAGAUUCCAAUCCCUAUCUAUGCCCCACUGCAAGGGCAGCAUCAAGCCCAACUGAGUUUGGGGGCUGGGCCUGCUGUUUCCCAGGCUCAGGAAUUAUUCAGUUCUUCAAUUCAACCAUAUAGAUCGCAGCCAGCCUUUAUGCAAAGCAGUCUUUCCCAGCCUUCCGUGGUCCUCUCUGGUACAGCUAUCCACAACUUCCCAGCUGUCCAGCACCAGGAACUUGCCAAGGCACAGUCAGGUCUUGCCUUUCAGCAGACUUCAAAUACUCAGCCCAUCCCCAUACUGUACGAGCAUCAGCUGGGACAGGCAUCAGGACUAGGAAGUUCUCAGCUGAUUGAUACACAUCUUCUUCAGGCAAGAGCAAAUCUUACUCAGGCCUCCAAUCUUUACUCUGGACAAGUACAGCAGCCUGGCCAGACAAACUUUUAUAACACUGCCCAGUCACCAAGUGCUCUCCAGCAGGUUACAGUACCUUUACCAGCAUCCCAGCUUUCCUUGACUAAUUUUGGAUCUACUGGACAACCUCUGAUUGCUUUGCCUCAGACUCUUCAGCCCCAGUUACAGCACACAACCCCACAAGCCCAGGCUCAGAGCUUGAGCCGUCCUGCCCAAGUAAGCCAGCCUUUCAGAGGAUUGAUCCCUGCUGGGACUCAGCAUAGCAUGAUGGCAACCACAGGGAAAAUGUCUGAAAUGGAACUAAAAGCCUUUGGGAGUGGCAUUGAUAUCAAACCAGGAACACCUCCAAUUGGUGGUCGAAGCACCACGCCAACAUCUAGUCCAUUCAGGGCUACAUCAACAAGUCCAAACAGCCAGUCUAGCAAAAUGAACAGCAUUGUGUAUCAGAAACAAUUCCAGUCAGCCCCUGCCACAGUGAGAAUGGCACAGCCGUUUCCUGCACAGUUUGCACCCCAGAUUCUCUCUCAGCCUAACCUGGUCCCUCCAUUGGUAAGAGCCCCACAUACUAACACCUUCCCAGCGCCUGUACAGAGGCCACCAAUGGCAUUGGCCAGUCAGAUGCCUCCUCCGCUGACCACAGGCCUCAUGAGCCAUGCUCGUUUGCCACAUGUAGCCAGGGGUCCUUGUGGAUCACUAUCUGGAGUCAGAGGUAAUCAGGCCCAGGCUGCGUUGAAGGCUGAACAAGAUAUGAAGGCAAAGCAGAGAGCAGAGGUUCUUCAGUCCACGCAGCGGUUCUUCUCUGAACAGCAACAGAGCAAACAGAUAGGAGGCAAACCCCCAGAUGGGAUGUUAGCUACUCCUUGUGCAUCUACUGGAGGAAAGGGAAACCCAGCCCAGACCAUAUACUGCAAAGCUACGUAUGACUAG